Triticum aestivum (bread wheat) is the source of this 1668-nucleotide messenger RNA. RefSeq lists its product as uncharacterized. The coding region runs from base 16 to 1434 and encodes 472 amino acids. The record is from RefSeq and is a predicted model, not a curated record. The transcript has a single exon. Lineage: Eukaryota; Viridiplantae; Streptophyta; Magnoliopsida; Poales; Poaceae.
CCCCACGCCCCAUGAAUGGAGCGGCAGCCAGCCAGCCAGCCAGCCAGUGACCGCGGCGGGACGCGCCACGGGGGACGAGGCGACACGAAGCUUGGAGGCACGCACGGUGCGGCGAACGCGAUCGCGCCGCGCAUGCAACGGGCCUGCCCGCGCGGUGCCUCCCCCCACUCCGUCACACGCCUGACGCCCCUCUCACUGGACGCCACUGGAAUCCACAGCCCCUCCCUCCAAAGCAGCGCGCCCCGCGACUCGCCUCCGCCUACGUGUCGGCCGCGUCCCCGCCCGCUCGCCCACGUACCCCGCGCCUCCCUCCCACGUGCCCCUCCCUCUGCGCGCAUCCGAUUGGCCGCCCACGCCUUCUUAAGCCGGCACGGCACCGGGACCCAACGCCGUGCACUCCGUCCACCCCCGUCGGCAGACAUCGACUCCUGCGUGCACGCAAUGGCCAUGGUGCAGCCGGUGGACAUGGCCGUCAAGGCCAACGAGAUCCUCGCGCGGUUCCGGCCCAUCGCGCCCAAGCCCGCCCUGCCGGCGUCGCCGGCGCAGGCGCAGGCGAUCGACGGCGCCGCCGACCGCGUGCUCUGCCACCUGCAGAGCAGGCCGUGCCGCGCAAGGAAGCGCGGGCGCCCGAGCGCCGUGCCGGUGUCCGCGCCGGCCGCUGCCGCCAAGAGGAAGAGGGCGGCGUACCCGGUGCCGCUCCGAUGCGCGGCGGCGGCGGCCACCGACGCGGUGGUGUCCACCGCGACGAGGGCCUAUGUGUCCGUGCCGGGCAGUGCAUGCAUGCCGUUUGCGUCGCUGCCGCCGGCGACCGCGAGUACCGGCGGGAAUCUGACGAUGCUCUCGACCAUGGUGGCGGGCGAUGAGGAGGAGGAGGAGGAGGAGAGGGAUAUCCCCGUGGAGCGCGACCUGCUGCGGAAGCUGCUGGAGCCCAAGGUGAUCUCGCCGCGGGCGAUGCGCCCCGUGGGAUCCACCAUCCACGUCGAAUCCAUCGUCCACGGCGCCGUCGACGCGGCCAGCAGCACGGCCGCCUCGAAGACGGCGGAGGAGGUGGAGGCGGAGGUGGAGACCGACGCGCUGCCGGCGAUCGUCACGGACUCGAGCAACCGCGUCCGGCUGGUGAACGACGCGUACAAGGAGAUGGUGGGCGCGCCCGAGUGCCUGUGGCUCGGCGCGGUGGCCGCGUCGAGGAGGAUCAGCGGGGAGGUGGCGCUGGUGGUGGCCGAGCAGGCGACGCUGCCGGAGUCCCCAGGGGGGUUCUCGUGCACGGCGAAGAUCGAGUGGGAGUGCGGCGGCGGCGAGCGGGCUUCCAUCCAUGCAGCGUGCGACGUCAGCCGGCUGCAGUGCGAGUACAGGCACUACCUCUUCGCCUGGAGGUUUCGCGCCGCCGAUGCAUCAUCGCCCGCCGACAGCCACCGCGCCGGCGGCGAAGCAUGAGACACUCAGGAUCCGAGCUGCGUGCGAAACCAAGUGCACAGGUCAUAGAUUAAGGUGCAUGUUUUGUUACUGUUAAACCACUAGGUUAAGGUGCAUGUUUAGUGGUACUGGUAAACCUAGGUGAACUGUUUCCUCUUUUGGGAAGCCUGCAUGGUGCAUGCCCGGGUUCUAAAGUACAUAUGAUGUUGACCGGACAACGCAAGGGAAAAAUAUGACGUGUGCUUUGGUGAAUUG